Messenger RNA from Erigeron canadensis, 2418 nucleotides. Its product is annotated as F-box protein At4g00893-like. Lineage: Eukaryota; Viridiplantae; Streptophyta; Magnoliopsida; Asterales; Asteraceae. The transcript has 3 exons. The coding region runs from base 909 to 2300 and encodes 463 amino acids. The record is from RefSeq and is a predicted model, not a curated record.
UUUUUUAAAGCGGCACCUCGGAUGUAUUCCAAUAACUGGGCUUUCCCCGGCUUUUUAUCUCGACAAUUCGACCGUCGCCGCCAAAUUUUCCCUCACAGGCUCAGUCGCUAUGCCGGGUGCGAAGAUGGAGCAAAAGCAUGGAUUGCCUCCCCUAUCUGCAAGCUAUCCUUGGCUGAUUGCUCAGAAUAUGGAAGCUGAAGAUAACACUGCUGACCAGAUUUUCUGCACCAUACCUGCUCAGCUGUCUCAUUAUCGGUGUCGAAUACCUGAGUUGUUUGGAAGAUGUAUUCGAGGGUAUUUCCAUGGCUGGGUGAUUCUCUCCAAAAAAGUCUCGUGGUCUCUUUGGAACCCACUAACUCAUAAGAUCAUACAUCUGCCCCCAUUGAUUUUGGAAGACGAAGAUUCUGAAUUUACGGGACAAUGUUGUUUGUCCUCUCCUCCCGAUGAUUCCAGCUCAGUUCUCUUGUUAACGAGAACCACAAAACCAACCUUUGUUUUUUGUAGGCUAGACUCUAAAAUAAAAACUUUUAGAUGGACUGAAAUGUCAUACGCAACACAGCUGAAGAAUAUUACUGGUUUUGAUUGUUGCUUAUAUUGCCCAACAUCUUUUAAUGGUAAAGUAUAUGCUUUGAAUACUGGGAGUGAUCAGUUUGUUAUAGAGGUCGACAUUGCAGUUAAGGAUAAAGAAGUGCUAAGGCUACAUCUAUUUGGGAUAUGCCCAUUUACCUCCUUCAAUCGGUGUAGUGGAGAUAUUUGUUUACUGAAAGGAUCCUGUACAACGUUGUUCUAUGUUAUCGUUGCUUUUAAUGAGCUCACGAAGAAAACAGUUGGUAAUGUGUAUCUGUUUAAAUGGGUCAUGCCUACUUUGAGAUGGAAAAGAAUGAAAGAGAGACAAAAAAGACUUUAAGAUGACUGCUAUGAUGUGGGAAGAAAUGGCAGACCCCAAGAAUGCUGUAUUUUUUGUGGAUCUUGUUAGUGAUAAAUCGAUUUUUUACCGACAUGCAAUUUCUUCAGAGUUAGGGGGAUAUGUACACAUUCGCGAUGAAACGGGCAAAAUGAUAUACUCGUAUGAUGUUGAAGAUAAAACCAUUUCCCUAUCAUCUGUACCUUUUCCAACAUGCCACAUGUUGUUGUGGGAAUGCAGGUUAGAAGGUGAUCAUAGAGAAGCACAGUGCAUUAUUGAUUCUAAACGAGAAGGCGAGGAUAAGAUGCUGGCUACUUCAGUUAUGGAUGAUAAGGUUGAGUUCAAUAGCAUGAUGAGUGAAUCAGGCCUACAAAAUAUCCCGUUUCAUUUGUUGGAGAUGAUUAUGGAGUUUUGUGUUGGUGUGGAGUACAUGCACUUUCGCGCUACAUGCAAACGUUGUCAUUUAGCAGCACCUUUGAUACCAUGGAGUAACAAAGAAACAGCAACAUUAAUUUCACCCUGGCUAAUGGUGGUAGACAAGAAUCAGGGAAUUAUCACUUUUACAGAUCCGGUGUUUGGUGACAAGUACUUCAUGAGAAAUUCAUUGGUAUCAAUCCAUGAUGACACAAUAUGCUGUUCUAGGUUUGGUUGGGUGUUGUUUCAUAGCAGUGCAGACGUAACGUUUGUUAACCCCUUCACAAGUGCUAUCCGCAAGCUCCCAGCUACAUGGCGUUUUUUGGAUAGCGUAUGUUUCUCAGCACCACCUACUUCCCCUGAUUGCAUGGUUGCUGGAUUCACACUAAGAGGCGAACCGCAUGUUUACAUCCACUUAGUAGCUAGAGAACAAACCUGGCGCAGGAUCCGUUUGUAUGAUGGUCCGUCUUCUUUUUGUUUUCCAACGUUAUAUGGUCGAGAUCUUUAUACUAUCAGCAAAAACGGAGAACUUUAUGCUUUCAGAAAUAUAGUCCAACAACAAGCACAAGAACAAGAUUACGUCUGGAGUAAAGUUGUAGGCGCACAAAGUCGUUUUGGACAGUACUUUUUAGUGAAUUGUGAUCAACAUCUUUUACUAGUCAUAGUGGGCCAUUUUGGAGAAACUGUAGAGGUAUUUAAGCUGAAUGAUCAUAAAAGGGAAUGGGAGAUGAUAGAGUCUAUUGGAAGGUACACGAUCUACAUCUCUCGUACAACAUGUUUGAGCAUGGAAGCCAAAACAUCAGAAAUGGAAAACAAGAUCUUUUUUCCAAGAUUGCAUUCCAAGAAUGGCAAGAUAGUGUUCUAUUCACUUAAAACAUGCAGGUUUCACACCUUUGAUGGCAAAAAUAUUAUUAAAGAAAAUUCCAAUAUUGGAAUUGAGCAUGUCAACCCCAAUGUGUGGAUUGAACCAAGUUGGUCUUAGCUAAUUAAGGAUUAAUAUGUUUAGUAUCGUCAUGUUUUCUGAAUACUUCAGAAAUUUUUUACAUUUUAGUAACGUCACUUGAACAUGGGCUUUUAUUGUUUCAGGUUAAUUGAGUUAA